AUGGAUUCCACAGAUAUAUCACCACCAUCAUACUCUCAAGUAGAAAAUAAUACUGUAUUCAACAAUUCUAACUGGGAAAUAUGGUAUAAGAAAUUCAUUGGACUUAAGUUUAAUGAAAAUACAGCUAAAGAAUAUGCAUCAAUAUUUGUCAACAAUGAAAUCAACGCCAAUAUGAUAUCUGAUUUGAACGAUGAUAUUCUUCGAUCGAUGGGUAUCGAGAAAGCCGGACACCGUAUACAAAUUUUAAGACUGAAACCAUCUCCAUUACAUCAGAAUACAAUACGACCAAUAGGAACAAAUUAUCGAUCCCUGGUUGAAUCUGCUCCAGUGGUGAGUCAAUUAUAG
Molecule: messenger RNA, 345 nt
Organism: Rotaria sp. Silwood1
Lineage: Eukaryota; Metazoa; Rotifera; Eurotatoria; Philodinida; Philodinidae
Source: the annotation of a GenBank genome assembly